This is a messenger RNA of [Torrubiella] hemipterigena, 2629 nucleotides long. NCBI's taxonomy places the organism in Eukaryota, Fungi, Ascomycota, Sordariomycetes, Hypocreales, Clavicipitaceae. The record is from the annotation of a GenBank genome assembly.
AAAAGUUCAACACUAUCAACUUCUCGCAGCAGGCGGCAUGGCGAUUCAAAAAAAGCACGGCAAAGGCCGUCUUGAUAAAUGGUACAAGCUUGCUAAAGAAAAGGGUUAUAGAGCAAGAGCGUCUUUUAAACUCAUACAGCUGAAUAAGAAGUAUGGCUUCCUCGAAAAGAGCAAGGUCCUGCUGGAUCUUUGCGCUGCGCCUGGAUCUUGGUGCCAGGUUGCUGCUGAGGUCAUGCCGGUAAACAGUUUGAUUGUUGGUGUUGAUCUUUCUCCCAUUAAACCAAUCCCAAAAGUUAUCACUUUCCAAAGCGACAUUACUACCGAAAAGUGUCGAGCGACGAUUAGACAACAUUUGAAGACUUGGAAAGCAGAUACAGUUCUUCACGAUGGUGCUCCUAACGUAGGAACAUCUUGGAACCAGGAUUCGUUCAACCAAGCCGAACUGGCUUUGCAGUCGUUGAAGCUCGCCACAGAAUUCUUGAUUGAAGGAGGCACGUUUGUUACCAAGGUCUUCCGCUCCAAGGAUUACAACCCCUUGCUUUGGGUUCUAAACCAACUUUUCGAGAAGGUUGAGGCUACGAAACCUCCCUCGUCGCGAAACGUCUCAGCAGAAAUUUUUGUUGUGUGUCUGGGCUACAAGGCUCCGAAGCGCGUCGAUCCACGCUUUCUCGACCCCCGUUCUGUAUUUGCCGAACUUUCUGGAGUACAAUCGAAUAACGAAGCCAAGGUUUACAACCCUGAAGUGAAGAAGAGAAAGAGAGACGGCUACGAAGAAGGAGACUACACACUAUACAAAGAGGUUCCUGCCAGCGAGUUUAUCCAAACUAUGGACCCCAUUGCUAUUCUAGGCACUUGCAAUAAGCUUACCUUUGAUCAGCCACUGAACGGCGAUGUGGCGCUGGCUGCAUUAGAUAAGCUUCCAGAUACCACGCUUGAAAUCAGAGAUUGCUGUGCCGAUCUCAAGACGCUAGGCAGGAAGGAUUUCAAACUACUUCUGAAAUGGAGAACGAGAGUUAGAGAAAUCUUUGGGUUUGCAACGAAAGAAUCGACUGCAGCACAGCAAGAGUCGACCGAAGUAGUGGCCGUGGAACCAAUGGAUGAAGAAUUGCGCAUUCAAGAGGAUCUACAAGCGAUGAAGGACAAGGAGAGCUCGAAGCGGAAGAAGGAACGACGCAAAGAGAAUGAGAAGAAGCAAAAAGAAAUUGUUCGCAUGCAAUUGCAUAUGAUCAGCCCGAUGGAUAUCGGUCUCGAAGAGGCCGGCCCUAUUGGCGAGGGUGCCAUGUUCUCGCUCAAAAAAGCUGACACGUCAGAUGCCAUGCGCAGACUUAACAAGGGCAAAAUGGUUGUUGCAAAAGAGGAACCGCAGCCACUGUGGGAGGGGAUUGACAGCGAUGAUCAAGAGAGUGAUUCGGAGGAAGAUGAACUGGACCGUGCACUAGACAACAUGUACGACCAGUACAAGGACAGAAAGCUCGAAUCAGACGCCAAGUACAGAGCAAAGAAAGCGAGAGAACAACGCGGUGACGAUGAAUGGGAGGGCCUUUCUGGAAGCGAUAAAGAAGACGACGAUUCCGAUUCAAACUUGGAAGAAGAGUCGUCUGAUGACGACGAUGAAGACGAAGGUGUUAAACCGACUAGAAGUUUGUUGAUGGAUCUUGAUUCUACAGAAAACAGCGACCAGGGCCAGGGCCUGUCUAAGCGUGCUGCUGCGUUUUUUGAUCAAGACAUUUUCAAAGGCAUUACGACAGGUGCUGCACCUGCGACUCAGGGUGUACAAGAGAAUAAAGAAAAGAUCAGGAAUAAGGAAAAGAGCUCCCCCAAGCCUGAGAUUCAAAAGCGCGUGGCAGUUGAUGGCUCUGAUGGCUCUGACAACGACGGCGACUAUAGCAUGGGCCAAAACGAUGAUAACGACUCCGAGUCUGAUUGGGAGAAAGACGACGCGCGUACCAAGGACGGCAAGAUUGACAUCGACAUUGUUACUGCAGAAGCCAUGACGCUAGCACAUCAGCUAGCGACUGGCCAAAAGACUACUGCUGAUACCAUUGAUGAGGGAUACAACAAGCACUCUUUCAGAAACAGUGACGGCCUCCCCGACUGGUUUCUUGAUGACGAAGGUAAACACGAUAAGCGUCUAAAGCCUAUUACCAAGGCAGCUGCGCAGGCCAUCCAAGAGAAACUUAGAGCUUUCAAUGCCAGACCGAUCAAGAAGGUACGCGAAGCCAAAGCACGAAAGAAGUACAAGGCUGCUCGCAAGUUGGAGAAGCUUAAAAAGAAGUCUGAUGCCUUGGCUGCGGACGAAGGAUUGACGGAGAAGGAGAAGGCAGAGACGAUUGGCCGUAUGAUUGCCAAGGCCAACAAGCCUAGGCUUCGCCAACCAGCGCGCCUGGUUAUUGCUAGAGGCGCCAACAAGGGUAUCAAGGGUCGCCCCAACGGUGUCAAGGGCCGAUACAGAAUUGUUGAUGCAAGAAUGAAGAAGGAAUUGAGGGCACAGAAGAGGAUAGCCAAGAAGAAGAAAUGAGCUGUACACAUACCCGGGAAAAACAUGAGCAUGAUUGUUUUAUAUUAUACUGUAUCUAGACAAGUUUGGCGAAGAAAUGAUGUUAAUGGAUAGAGCGUCCCCGAAAACUCC